CCAAAGUGAUCCCGUAUUCAUCUAAUGGUUUAUAGACGAUAAUCGCCGAGGGGUUUCAAAUGAAUAUCCCUCUAAUGGUUAAUGAAGGUUCCCGAUGCGUUCCAAAUAUAUAUUGGGAAACGACAUUUUGACACGAGCAGACAAUGCUGAAACGAAAAUGCCAAGAUGCUCCGCCAAAUAAUAAGAAGGUGGCGACUCAGCGGUACCGAUUAUCAUACACGGAAAAUUGGAAAUGCCUGCAGCCCUCCAGGAAGGGUGACACGUUCGUUCAUUGCACUGUCUGCCGAUCAGACUUCUCGUGUAAGCAUGGCGGGAGUUUUGACUGCAAACGACACGUCGAUACAAAGAUGCACAAGGAUUUACAUAUGUUACACUCUAAAAACGUGUCGAUUGCUACUUUCUGUAAGACGAACACUACUGGUGAAGAUCAGCGGACUCGGAAUGUAACGAGAGCGGAAUUGAAAAUGUGCGAACUUAUCGCAAAUCAGAACAUGUCCCUAAGUGUUGCAGACACCCUUCCUCGGGUAUUCCGUACGAUGUUUCCGGAUUCGAAGAUAGCUGCAGACAUGAAAUGUGCCCGCAACAAAACAACUGUCUUGAUUAAGGAGAUUGCUACCUUACAACAAGGAUCCCUAGCAGAGAGAAUGAAAAUGCGGCCAUUCACCAUAUCGACUGAUGGAUCUAAUGAUGAAAAAAGCAAGCAGUACCCAAUAGUAGUCAGGACAUUGGACACAAAAACUGGAACUGUAAAUUCGGAACUGUUGUCAAUACCAAUUUGUAAAGGUUCAGCAACAGGAGAGGCCAUAUUCAACAUGAUGGAUACCGCUUUACAGGAGAGGGGCAUUCCGUGGUCGCAAUGUAUGGCUCUUGGCUGUGACAACGCAAAUGUGAUGACUGGGCACAAGAAGGGAGUCUUCGCAUUUGUAAAGCAAAAGCAGCCACACAUAUUUCUGGCUGGAUGUACUCUCCAUUUAGUCCACAUUGCAGCUAAGAAGGCAGCAGCAGCAGCUCUUCCUCCAGUGGAUGAUAUCCUGGUGGAUAUAUAUUACUUUUUUCACAAAAGUGACAAACGCCGCUCAGCAUUCAAGGGGACACAGGCACUUUACGACUUGGAACAGAAGAAAAUGCUGAAGCAUGUCUGUACUAGAUGGCUCAGUAUUGGAAGAUGUGUCGAUCGGAUGCUGCUCAACUGGGAUGCACUAAAGGACUUCUUUAAAGAGCAGAAAGAUGCAGUGGAGUUAACAAAGUCAAAGAAAGCAGCAGCUGUAGCAGCAAAGAAGUCCAAGAUAUCAAGCUGUCCAAAGAAUUCUACAGAAGAAUCAUCAGCGCCUGGAUAUGCAGAACAGAAGAUUGAGGCCAUCUAUUCUUUCGUCAGGUCCCCGACCAAUCGUCUGUAUGUCCUCUUUCUUCAGUACACUAUCCAUGUGUAUGAUGACAUUCUAUUAAAUCUGCAGUCAGAUGAACCAAAAAUACACAUACUACAACGCUCUCUGCAAAAGCUUCUGAGGAAUAUUCUGACAAGGUUCAUCAAGCCCGCAGCUAUGCUUAGUAUAGCUGUUGACAAGGUACAGUACAAGCAGAACUGUAACAUCAAACCAAACACCUCACUUGUGAUUGGAGAGGAAGCCAAAAACUUCAUUGAGAAUGCUGAGGUAAAUCACCUCCGCUCACGAAAGGUUGAGGAAUUCUACAAAAGUGUAGUCCGAUACUUUCAUGAAGUUUGUGACUACAUUUGCAGCAAGCUGCCAUUGAAUGAUCCUGUCUUGUCAGCUGCACAGGUGGCGGAUGUAAACUUACAGACAAUUGCAAAGUCAUCUGACCUUCGUUUCUUCAUUGAAAGAUACUCGUGUAUCAUUCCUCCAGCAACAACAAAAGACAAACUACUUGAGCAAUUCACUUUGUAUCAAUGUACAAAUGUCAGCAGCUGUACCAAUGAGCAAACCAGGAUGGACUCAAUCUGGUCCAUGAUUGGGAAAAUGCGGGACGAGGAAGGGAAACUUAUGUUCUCAGAACUCUCGGUGGUAAUGUGUGGCAUCCUAACCAUACCACACAGUAGUGCACACUGCAAGAGGGUGUUCUCCUGUGUACGUAAGAACAGAACUGAGCAGCGAGCAUGUCUUGGAGAUAGUACUCUUGAAAGUCUCCUGGUAAUUAAAUCUUCAGGCACCCCUCAGGAUUACACGGACAAGGAACUGGACCAUAUCAGGGGGUCGUACUACAGAUCUCUGAAAUCUUCAUAAAAUGCUGCUUACAGAUUUUACCCAAUGUGCUGGGUUGUCAACUUGUGUUACUGGACAGAUUUGACCCAAAGUGCUGGGUUGUGUUUGUUUUAUAACUUUUAUUUUGCAAUAAGAUUAAAAAAGAAAGACAAAAUCAUCUGAAAUGGUACCAAUUAUUUAUUUGAUGUUGUCACUUAAAAAGUUAUCAGGAUACACCAGAAUUCACCUCAGAGCACCUAGGAAUUCAAUUUUUUCCGGGGGAGACCCCCCGUACCCCCCUUGCAGGAGGGGGCUUAGGCGCCCGCUCCCGCACCCUCCCCUACC
Mizuhopecten yessoensis (Yesso scallop) is the source of this 2543-nucleotide messenger RNA. RefSeq lists its product as uncharacterized. The record is from RefSeq and is a predicted model, not a curated record. Lineage: Eukaryota; Metazoa; Mollusca; Bivalvia; Pectinida; Pectinidae. The transcript is spliced from 4 exons. The coding region runs from base 144 to 2240 and encodes 698 amino acids. Gene Ontology annotation, molecular function: protein dimerization activity.